GAUUUUUUUUUUUUUUUUUUCAGCAUGCAUAGUUCUUGGAAAAAUUGAUCAUAUCAACAUGGCAAGUAAUGCAGAUGCAAACGAGUAUACGCAAUCAUCUCUACUAGAACCUGACACUGCUGAUAAACAAUGGGAGGAUAGUGUAGAUGUUUACCAAAUUGAUGAGCAGUUUGAUAGCAAAGAUUUGGAUGAGGGUUUUGAUCUUGGUGAUGAAAUUGAAGAAGAAAUUGUUGAAGGGCUGAAUGCUGAAAUCCAAGAUGAGAGUUGUUCAGAAUUAAAAGCAAAACAGGAAAGUGGUGCAGAUGAAGACAGUAUUUAUAAUUUUUUAGAUGAUGAAGGGGAAAAUAAGAUUCCCAUAGAUGGCAAAGCUGAAGACAAAAACUUGGAAUCUGAAGAAAUAUUUGAAGAAAUUGAAGAGUGGGAAGAAGUAACAGAAGAAGAAGAAGUAAGUGAUAAUGAAGAUACUGAAGAAGAUGAAUCUGAUGAUGAGGAUGGUGAUGAAGAGGAAGAUGGUGCUGAAGAAGGCAUGUCAACUAAAGGUCAAAUUCAACUAGGAGCAUGUGCACAUGAAAGUGAUGAAGAUCUUGAGAACUGCUACAUAUGCUUAACUGGUAUUCGUGAUCAAGACUUAGGAACACCAGAAAGCUGUGAUCACACUUUCUGUUUGGAGUGCAUACUAGAAUGGUCUAAGCAUGUAAACACAUGUCCUGUGGAUCGUACUUUGUUUCACUGCAUAUUAGUGCGCUACACACUUGGUGGUCAGAUUGAACGUACCAUUCAGGUGGAGACGUGUAAUAAACAGGAGGAAGAACAAGAAGAUUCUGUCACAUACUGUGAGGUUUGUGGCUGUUGUGAUCGUGAAGACAGACUUCUACUGUGUGAUGGCUGUGAUAAUGGAUAUCACUGCGAAUGUCUAGAUCCACCCCUGGAGUUCAUACCUAUUGAAGAAUGGUACUGUCCUGAGUGUGCAACUGUUGAACAAUCUGUUGUACAACAAGAUGAUGAGGAAGAUAAUUGUGAAGAUAUUACAAAGGAAGAAAAACCAGAGACCCAUCAACGGAGAAGUGUUGCCAAGGAUAACCGACCUUCACAAUCCCUCCGAGCUACACGUGCUAUUGCUCGCACGCAAGUCAGUGAACGUGUCAUGGCCCGAAUAAGUGAAGUUCGAGCCAAAAGACAGCUUGAACAAGACAGUGUUAGGGCUAGCAGCUCUGUAUUUUCGAAAAAGUACACACCAAAAAAAAGUACCAAAAAACGAAAGAAGAAAAGGAAAAGAGUGAAAAGUAAAGUCAAAGGUAGAAAAGUCAAAGGUAAAAAAGUAAAGAAAAAGGUGAAAGCAACUAGACCAGCAACAGUGAAAACAAGAAUUGCAGGCAAGUUAGGUCUUGUUAAAGCCAGAUCAGGAAGUCUGUUGCCUGAUCGGAAAGCACACCUGGAACCGAGCUUAGAUAAUCAACGGGCUGGUAUUGGUGCCGCCAAACUCAACAUAUUUGGUGGGAAUGACCUUACAGAAAUUAGGUUAGUCAUAAAACAUUACUCCUUGAUUUUAUGGGGACAGUUAAAGCAGCUUUUGUAUAUCAAAUUCUGAAUUUUUGAGGUCAUG
Anneissia japonica is the source of this 1603-nucleotide messenger RNA. Its product is annotated as PHD and RING finger domain-containing protein 1-like. The record is from RefSeq and is a predicted model, not a curated record. Lineage: Eukaryota; Metazoa; Echinodermata; Crinoidea; Comatulida; Comatulidae. The transcript is spliced from 6 exons. The coding region runs from base 59 to 1588 and encodes 509 amino acids.